UGUCAAAAUGGCAGAUAGUGAUGGCGAGAGCCUUUAUGAGGGCAAAGAGUACAUUCCAAUGGAUGAGAAGUUAGACAAGUGGGCUGAUGUCGAACCAAUUGAACAGUACACACAAGAGAAUGAUCCAGGAGUCUGUAAGAUCGAUUACACUCCAGGAUUUGAGGAAGCCAUGAGAUACUUCAGAGCACUUCUGAACUCAAAUGAGAUCAGUAGAAGAAUGCUUGAGCUAACCCAAGUGGUUAUCAAGGUCAACUAUGGUUGCUAUACAGCUUGGUAUAUCCGCAGGAAGUGCCUCGAUGAGAUUGGAACUGAGGAAGACUGGCAAAAUGAAAUCAAAUAUCUUAAUAAAAUUGGUAUCGCUCUUGAGAAGAACUACCAAAUCUGGCAUCAUAGAAGAUGUAUUGUCCAGAAGCUCAAUGAUCCUUCGAAUGAGAAACAAUUUAUGGAGGGAAUCCUUAAGAGUGAUGACAAGAAUUAUCACGCUUGGAGCUACAGGAUUUGGUUUAUCAAGUACUUCAACCUCUUCGAUGGAGAGAUGGAGUUCAUCGAGAAAAUGAUCCAGGAUAAUCCUGUAAACAACUCCGCUUGGAGCUACAGGUACUUCCUGGUGAACCAUACAAAGGAAUUCGGAAAAGAGACUGUUGAGCAAGAAAUUCAGUAUGCGUUCCAACAGAUCAAGGAUUACAAGCUUGAUAAUGAAGCUCCUUGGGUAUACAUCAGAGGAUUCCUUGCCAAAACAGAUGAAGAGGCUAAGAGGAGCCAACGUCCUAACUCCAGUGCUAAACGAAUCAUCAUCACCGAUUUCCCAUUUGUCAAAGAGACAUGACUUCAGAUGCUCAAGGAUUACGAAGAGGGGGCUCAUGGGUACCGGUUCAUCAACAUUUUGCUUCUUGAUUACUUAAUCGGGGAAGGCCUCAAGGAAGAAGCUAACGAAGUCAUUGACAAAUUGGCCACGGUAUAUGACCCGAUUCGUGAAAAUUAUUGGAAAUAUAGGAAAAUCAGCUAA
This is a messenger RNA of Moneuplotes crassus, 1006 nucleotides long. The record is from the annotation of a GenBank genome assembly. NCBI's taxonomy places the organism in Eukaryota, Ciliophora, Spirotrichea, Euplotida, Euplotidae.